AAAGAAUACAAUAGCAAAAAGUUGAACGAAAGAUGAACACGUCCAACUUUUUAAAAGGAAGUUUCACUUCGUCGAAACAGCUAUUUUGACAUCCAAUUUCGCGUUUACACUAUCCAUUUUCCAGCAAUCCAUUAAAUCGAAUCCAUUUAAUUGCAUAGUGUAUUUCAGCCUUAAAAUCUGAUCGUGAAGGCUCCGCAUACAAAUGCCUUCUCAGUAGCCUCGCAGUGGAAUAUGAAGCUCUUCUUCAAAGCACGUGAGAGGUGUUUGUUUCAAAGAUGGCGGAAAAGUUUAGGUCAACUUGUUGGCAAAGUUGGCAAGAAUGGACGAAGGUUUAUGAAAUGAUAUUUUCGUAUGAAGAUCUCGCCCAUCAGGAUGAAGCACUCAAAAUGAUAGAUGUCUGGAGAAGCAGAGAUGAAGCGAAACUUCCCGUUGCUGUUGACUGCACUUAUCUUCUUGUUGCAGCUGCGAAAUUGUCAAAUGAGCGAUCUUCUCCAAAUUCGUGCCAGUUGUUUCAAUCAAGACUUGCUAUUGCUAUGGCUCUAGUGAGAUUCGUAAAUGGAAUGGUCGACCAAGUGCAGAAAGGUCUUUAUGCUAGAUCAGUGAAUUCAGUUGCAGAGGAAUUAGGCAUUCCAGAUUGGCUAGUGGAUUUACGUCAUGAUGCUACACAUUCUUCAUUGCCUUCGACUAAUGUUUUACAUGCGGCUGCCGAAACUGCAUUGGCAUGGCUUAAAGAAAAGUAUUGGGAGAAAACAUAUGUACAUCUCAAUUACAUGGACAAAGAUUUCCAAGAGAACCUUCAUAAAUUUUUAAAUGAGUACAUGUGUGGGCAGUGGCCUUCUGGAAUUGGCAGUAGCAAGGUCAUUAGCAACAUCAGCCCAGAGCUUGGAAAGAAGCUAUGCUCUCCUCAAGUCAUCAGAUGCUACUUAUUGCCUGAGUUGUUUAAAGAGUCAGUGUUGAUUCCAACCCAAAAUCACCUUCAAGAACUGACUGAAAAUGGUAGCAGUGACCCAAUAGAUAGUUUCAUUGACUUGUGGAGGCCAUUGCUUCAAUGGAUUCGCGAAAAAUCAAAACAUUUCUUUUCCGAGUUGCUAAAUUUUGUUUUGAGUUAUCUAGAGCGAUAUCCAAUGAAUCAUUUCAAAAUAAAAUUUUUAAAUAGGCUUUUAAUUCGUGUCUUGAGGGACGUUCAGCCUUCUUCACGUAACAAGGUAUUAGAAGAAAAGCUUUUGCAUUAUUGCUUGCAAAAUCCUACCCCGGAAACAUUAACAAUUGUUGGGCUACUCAAUAUAGACGAAAAUCAACUGGUGCAGUUAAAAAAUCUUUGGAAAGUCGUCGAGCCGUUUAAUGAUAUCAUGUUUUCAGAGAAAUUAACCAAAGGCAAAGGUACAUCUGAUAAUGAUGAAAAAGAGCUGUCGAGAUACUUUUCAAGAUACCCUAUUCAAGAUUGUGGGUUACAGUUGGAACAUCAAGUUGACACAACCCAUUUAGGAGAUGGUGCAAUGUUGAAAUCGUGGUCCCUAACCGAAAGCGACUUGAACAAAGUAAAGGCUGGCUCCGUGUUAGCGAACCUAAAUGAAACUGAGCGGACUCUUAAUGUUUUACCAGAUGCUAUCAGCGCCUAUGUACCAGCGAAAAAGCCAAUUCGACAUUCACAGGAAGAAAUUGAUAUGCUGGAUGCCAAUCAGUCUACAGGUCAAGUCGCUGAAAAUGGAUUGCUCAAAAAUGAUUUUGACGUGUCGAUAUUUUAAACUAAUUUUGGUGAAAUUUCUAAAGAAACUUUAGCACAAGUUAGGUUUGAUGGGCAUCUCCCUUGAAAUUUGUAAAAAUUUACAUUCCUCAAGUUUGAGCAAUCAGAAAAUAUACUAGACAAGAAAAACCUUGUCUUACUACGUUUUUGAAAUGAAACCUGAAAUUCAUAUCGCUGCCACUACAUGUUUCUCUUUAGUUUGUUUUCGUUAUGGCCUUUGCUUUUGAGAUCGCAAUAAUUGUCAAAAGUUGUUUUGAUUCUUAAUUUGAAGACUGUCGAGUAAAGUGAGUACGGUGCGAACAACGUGAUAGAAUUUUCGCAAUUGCAUCCUGGAGGUUCUUCAAAAACCUCUACUAUUCGUGUAUCUUUUGAUUUUGUUAUGCUGUUUGACCUCCAUUUUGCAGACAAAUUCGUAACAUAAUCUAUAAUCGCCUCGCGAAAGGUUUUCUAUGCGCCCACGUUUUUCGAAACAUUACUGAAAUACUAUUUUAUUGAAAUGGUCUACAAAUAAAUACAGCGGCUAACGUCUUCAUAUUUGCACCCUACCAAACUUGACCCAUAGCUAAAGUAUGUUUUCGUUUCCUUUGAAGAUGAAAAUAUCACAACAAACAUCGACCUUAAUGAUGCUUUGUUCGUCAUAAGGAUUUCAUUUUAGGUUAGCCGACAUCUGUCUUCUCAGUGAUUGACUUUUGCAAAUCUUGUGUGGGAUGUUUUUGAUCUGCAGUUGCAGGUGUACCAAAUAUAUUUGUUCUGGAACCCCGUCAUCAUGCUCCUACGCCCUUUUGGAGGACAUUU
Rhopilema esculentum is the source of this 2539-nucleotide messenger RNA. RefSeq lists its product as uncharacterized. Gene Ontology annotation, biological process: maturation of LSU-rRNA; maturation of 5.8S rRNA. Gene Ontology annotation, cellular component: Las1 complex; preribosome, large subunit precursor. Lineage: Eukaryota; Metazoa; Cnidaria; Scyphozoa; Rhizostomeae; Rhizostomatidae. The record is from RefSeq and is a predicted model, not a curated record. Gene Ontology annotation, molecular function: endonuclease activity.